GCCGUUUCUAUGGCGGCGGCAGGGGGGAGCUACGAAAGUGCCUGACAGGAAAAGCAGCGUUUCUAUAGAGAGAAAAUACGAAACCUUCGUGGCCAACCGAUAAUUCCUUUUCCUCCGGGUUAAAAACAGAAGGAGGAGGCUUAACAAGGAAGCAAUGGCUGAAUCUUCCACAAUUAGCAAACCACUGAUGGCUGAACGGCCUCUUAAAAAUGUGCUGGAUUGCAAUGGUCUAGAUACUUCACAGAUCCAGGAGCAUCGGUCUGCCGGCAAAUCAGAAUCCAUCUGCCUUGAGGAGAACCCUACAACACUGCCUUCUGUCUGUCCAAGCCCACACGGCAAGGGUGAAGAAUCUCCUAGCAAUAGUAUAAUCUAUAGCCUAGGUGCCAAUCAGUGUUUUCACUGCCUAAUCACUUUCCCGGAUGAGAAGUUCAAGGAACGGCACAUGAAGCGGGAGCACCCGGAGGACUUUGUCCAGGCCAACCUGCGCGAUGCCCUUUUUGUCUGCUUCAUUUGCAACAAGGCUUUUGAGAGUUCUCGGGCUCUCAUCUGCCACCAGCGGCGUCACACACCAGCACCUUCUGACUGCAUGCGGCCCUCCUUUGACUGCCCUGACUGUGGUCGCCGCUUUGGCCAGCUGGUCAACUUCCAGCAUCACCGCCUGGGCCACGCUGCUGGCCACAGCUUGCCUCACCAGUGCCCGGACUGUGGCAAGAGCUUCCGACAACUUUCAAACUUGCGCCGGCACCAGGCUUUCCAUCAGCAGACUCAGGAAUUGCUGCCCUCCCGCCCUUAUUCGUGCAUGGAGUGUGGGGAGAGCUUUAACCAAGAGGCGGGGUUGCAUGAACAUUACAUCCGCCAUGCCCGUGGGGAGCUCUAGCAAUUGCUCUCACUAUAUGGAUGAAUUCUACGGAGGCAGAAAGAUGACAGGCAUUGCUGUGUGAGGUUCCAAGCUAGAAUGUCUAAAGGAACUGUAUUAUUUAGGUUGGGAAUUUGGAAGGAAAAGCCUACUCAUGCAGUAAAGGUUGUGCUUGGUUUCGUUUCAGGUAGGAAUUGUUCAGAGGUGUGUGUGAAGGGUUUUUUUCCUGAGAGCAAGAACAAUUGGUGAAUCGGAGGGGAACUUCCCUGUUUAGAAGGUGCUGAUUUCCACUGAGUUUGUUGCCAGAUUUGAUGCUGCUUAUGUUGUUGGGAAGCUCCUGUCAGCAAACUCCCAAUGCUUUUGGGGUUUUCCGGACAUGUGAGAUCUGCUGUUGCCACAACCUUUUUAUUUUGUGGUGCUGGUAGAGGAAAGAGAUUUGGAGUUCUGUGAGUCCUUCAGGAAAACUGUUUACCUUUAUCAGAAGGUAGGGAUGUGAGUGAUCUGACCAAGAACCCAGAAGGGGCUAACAUGGGGGCCUAUAUUCUAAUCGGACUGUGCCCUUGUAGAUUCCCAUCGGGGAAGCAGAACUCAGAUGCAGCAAUGGUCUGCUUUCAUAAAGGCACUUCGUAAUUGCACAGACGCACUUGAAACCAUGAUGUAGGAGACUAAUCAGUGAUUAAAUGUUGACUGCUUUAUCUUUGCCCUUCUCGGCUAAAUGGAACUGAAUAUGUGAAAGAAAAAGAUGGCAUGGUUCUGGAGCCUGAACACAAUAUUCCAUCAGCAGAAUUAUGGAUUUCGUAAGAUUUAAUAUAUUGCUGAAAAAUUUUCCUCCCCUGGAUUAUACAUAGCUUUUGUCCAGAAUAGGGGUUUGAAAGCAGUCUCUUCAACUGUGAAUAUUCCAGAUAAUGAAUCUUGGACUCAUUGAAUGUGUGAUUGUCCCUAUGGCUUCCCGGUCUAAACUCCUUGAUGUACGUUCCCCAAAAUUAUAUGAAAAAACUAAUAAUCUGGAUUUGGGGCAAUCUAGAUAUUGUUUCCAGACAAGGCCUUCUGACUGAUGGAAUUUUACAGGGAUCUAUAUGGCUCUGUCUUUUAUUUGUAAUCCUGUAAUGUUUUCUGGCCACAUGGUCCAUGUUCUACUACCACAGAAAAUCUGUUAAGGAGGGAUAC
This is a messenger RNA of Pogona vitticeps (central bearded dragon), 2023 nucleotides long. RefSeq lists its product as uncharacterized. Gene Ontology annotation, biological process: regulation of transcription by RNA polymerase II. Gene Ontology annotation, molecular function: RNA polymerase II cis-regulatory region sequence-specific DNA binding; DNA-binding transcription factor activity, RNA polymerase II-specific. The record is from RefSeq and is a predicted model, not a curated record. Lineage: Eukaryota; Metazoa; Chordata; Lepidosauria; Squamata; Agamidae.